This is a messenger RNA of Phragmites australis (common reed), 1692 nucleotides long. Its product is annotated as probable galacturonosyltransferase-like 9. Gene Ontology annotation, cellular component: Golgi apparatus. The transcript has a single exon. The coding region runs from base 154 to 1263 and encodes 369 amino acids. Gene Ontology annotation, molecular function: glycosyltransferase activity. The record is from RefSeq and is a predicted model, not a curated record. Lineage: Eukaryota; Viridiplantae; Streptophyta; Magnoliopsida; Poales; Poaceae.
CAUACACAGGGCCAGCAACGACGCCGAUCACCUCCAACGAGGAAACCACACAACCCGACCCGACCGGGAGAGGAGCCCGACCCCCCCCGAGGGAGAGGACGAGCCCUGAGGGCAUCUCCGGGGACCAAGGGGGAGCCCUCGCCGGCGCUGGCCAUGGGCGCCUCGCCGGCGAUGUGGGCCGCGCUGGUCGUGGCGGCGUUCUUGGCCGCAUCGGGGACGGCGGCGGCGCUGCCGAGGUUCGCCGAGGCGCCGGAGUACCGGAACGGGGAGGGGUGCCCCUCGGCGAUCGCUGGCGCGGGGGUGUGCGACCCUGGCCUGGUGCACAUCGCCAUGACGCUGGACGCGCACUACCUCAGGGGCUCCAUGGCGGCCAUCUACUCGCUGCUCAAGCACGCGUCCUGCCCGGAGUCGCUCUUCUUCCACUUCUUGGCCGCGGACGGCGGCGGCGCGCCGGAGGUGGGCGAGCUCAGGGCCGCCGUGGCAGCGUCGUUCCCGUCGCUGCGGUUCGAGAUCUACCCGUUCCGCAAGGACGCAGUCGCCGGGCUCAUCUCCGCGUCCGUGCGCGCCGCGCUCGAUGCGCCGCUCAACUACGCACGGAACUACCUCGCCGACCUGCUCCCGCGCUGCGUGCCGAGGGCGAUAUACCUCGACUCCGACGUGCUCGCCGUCGACGACGUGCGGCGGCUCUGGGAGACGCGCCUGCCCGCCGCCGCGGUGGUGGCCGCUCCCGAGUAUUGCCACGCCAACUUCUCCCGAUACUUCACCGAGGCCUUCUGGUCCGACUCCAAGCUCGGCGAGCGCGUCUUCGCCGGGCGACGCCGCGCGCCCUGCUACUUCAACACCGGUGUCAUGGUCAUCGACCUCCGGCGAUGGCGCGUCGGCAACUACCGCCGCCGCAUCGAGCAGUGGAUGGAGAUACAGAAAGAAAAAAGAAUCUACGAGCUCGGAUCGUUGCCCCCGUUCUUGCUCGUCUUCGCCGGCGAGGUGGAGGCCGUCGAUCACCGGUGGAACCAGCACGGCUUGGGCGGCGACAACGUGCUCGGCAGCUGCCGCCCCCUCCACAAGGGUCCCGUCAGCCUGAUGCACUGGUCCGGGAAGGGCAAACCAUGGGACCGCCUUGACGCCGGCAAGCCUUGUCCCCUCGACCAUACCUGGAAGUCCUACGACCUCUACAUUGGCGAGAAUGACGCAUCUUCCGCAUCAGCACCGUCCGGGUCUGCGUUAUCAUCAUCGGCUUUACCCGCAGCAGUGUUUUCUUGGUAGAAGCUGAUGACAUACACAUAAUUCUUUCAUUUGGGGAUGUGGUGGUUCUUGGCCGGUAAUGGAAUUGCCUUGCAAUGCAUUGCCACUGCCACCACAGCUGCCACCGCAAGCCAGCUGCCGCCUUCGGCUGUACAGGACAGUGAGGGGAGGGGUGGCACGUUGCAGCGGCAGCAAGAUGGAGAGGCCAGUGAAUACAGGAUGCGAAUUCUUGUUCAUUUGCGUUACGAUUCAGAUUGAUUCAUUAGGCUUUGAUUCAGAGGUGGCGACUGCAGGAGGCUGGAAUUACUUGAUUGGUGGUGUACAAUUCUUGGAUAGGAUAAAGGUUUCAUUUUUUUGUCUAUUAGUUCAGAAUUGUUUCAUUUACAUGUCUAUUCAGUAAACUCGUAUAAUAUCGAUUGAAUUGAUUUGAAUCAAAUUGAGUGGAUCCUA